This is a messenger RNA of Austrofundulus limnaeus, 3688 nucleotides long. It is a transcript of the gene myo3a, whose product is annotated as myosin IIIA. Gene Ontology annotation, biological process: regulation of actin filament length; peptidyl-serine phosphorylation; sensory perception of sound. The record is from RefSeq and is a predicted model, not a curated record. Gene Ontology annotation, cellular component: filopodium tip; photoreceptor inner segment; myosin complex. Bases 82 to 3600 code for a protein of 1172 amino acids. The transcript is spliced from 29 exons. Gene Ontology annotation, molecular function: microfilament motor activity; ATP binding; protein serine/threonine kinase activity. Lineage: Eukaryota; Metazoa; Chordata; Actinopteri; Cyprinodontiformes; Rivulidae.
GCCACUGCGUCUGUUCUAAACUUUCCCUCAGGAAUGGAUUAACUGGUUUUUGAAAAUGUCCUGUGGUGUAUUGGUAAAAUAAUGAGAUCUCUCUUAAAGAUGUUUCCACAAUCAGGAAAAUCAAUCGUCUUUGACAAUUUUCCGGACCCUACUGACACCUGGGAAAUUAUWGAGACAAUUGGCAAAGGAACCUACGGGAAAGUCUACAAAGUUCUCAACAAGACUGACAGAAGUAAAGCAGCUGUGAAGAUACUGGAUCCCAUUCAUGAUAUUGAUGAGGAGAUUGAAGCAGAAUACAACAUCCUCAAAGCUCUUUCUGACCACCCGAACGUUGUCAAGUUUUAUGGGAUGUACUACAAGAAAGAUGUGAAAUGCGGGGACCAGCUGUGGCUCGUACUGGAGCUCUGCAAYGGCGGCUCGGUGACAGAUCUGGCCAAAGGCAUGCUGAAGAGAGGAGACAGAAUGGACGAGGCCAUUAUUGCGUAUAUUUUGCACGAAGCUCUCAUGGGCCUGCAGCACCUGCACAUCAACAAGACCAUCCACCGGGACGUCAAAGGCAACAACAUCCUGCUGACGACACAAGGAGGGAUAAAACUCGUGGACUUUGGUGUUUCAGCCCAGCUGACAAAUACCCGUCUGAGGAGGAACACCUCUGUGGGAACUCCCUUCUGGAUGGCUCCUGAGGUGAUUGCAUGUGAGCAGCAGCUGGACUCAACAUAUGAUGCCCGCUGUGACGUCUGGUCCCUGGGCAUCACUGCUAUCGAACUGGGAGAUGGAGAUCCACCUCUGUCUGACCUCCAUCCAAUGAGAGCCCUGUUUAAAAUACCAAGAAACCGUCCGCCCACUCUCCACCAGCCGGAGCUUUGGUCAGAUGACUUUAAUGACUUUAUCUCGAAAUGUCUGAUUAAAGACUUUGAGCUGAGACCAAAUGUAUUAGACCUGCUCCAGCAUGUGUUCAUCAAACAGACGGUUGGCAGGGACAAAAUCCUGCAGAAACAAUUGAUGGAGCUCAUUGAUCUCAACCAGCAAAUGGGAGUGAUUGAAAAAACAAGCCAUCAUGGAAAAACAGACAGAAGUACAGACAGUAAUGACAGGCAUGAACGUAUCCACACAAAAAAAGGAAGCCACAUGAAAUCACAAACCGACAGCGAUGAGGUUGACGACCUCGCUACACUUGAAGUUCUGGAUGAGAACACGGUCACAGACCAGCUCCAGAGUCGUUACGGCAGAGGUCAGAUUUACACCUAUGUUGGGGACAUCCUGGUUGCUGUCAAUCCUUUCCAUGAAAUGGAAAUGUACACUCCUCAGUACACUAAGAUGUACAUCGGAGCCAAGCGCACAGCAAACCCUCCACACAUCUUCGCAGUGGCUGAUAUUGCCUAUCAGUCUAUGGUUUCAUACAACACAGAUCAGUGUGUUGUAAUCAGUGGAGAAAGUGGAGCAGGAAAAACAGAGAGCGCUCAUCUGUUGGUGCAGCAGCUGACAGUACUUGGAAAGGCCAACAAUCGAACGCUACAGGAGAAAAUCCUGCUGGUCAACAGUCUGGUGGAGGCAUUCGGUAACGCCUGCACCGUCAUCAACGACAACUCCAGCCGUUUCGGCAAAUACCUGGAGAUGAAGUUCACCUGUGGCGGAACGGUGGUUGGAGCACAGAUAUCUGAGUAUCUGCUGGAGAAAUCCAGAGUCAUCCACCAGGCCAUAGGAGAGAAGAACUUCCACAUCUUUUACUACAUUUAUGCUGGUCUGGCUGACAGGAAGAAACUUGCCCACUACAAGCUCUCUGACAGCAAAACACCAAAGUAUUUGUGUAACGAACCCAUCAAAUUAGGGCCUGACAUUGUGAGCAACGCCUCCUACAAAGAGCAGUUUGAUGCAGUGGAGCAGUGUUUCAAAGUUAUUGGCUUCACCCUUGAGGAGCUAGGAAGUGUUUACAGUAUUCUGGCUGCAAUCCUCAAUACCGGCGACAUUGAGUUUUCUGCAGUUGCCUCAGARCACCAAACAGACAAGAGCAACAUCACCAACCUUUCAGCCCUGGAGAACGUGGCGUCCCUGUUGCGUAUCCGCUCAGACGAGCUCCAGGAAGCCCUGACGUCCCACUGCGUUGUGGCCCGAGGGGAAACUAUCGUCAGGCCCAACACGGUGGAAAAAGCGGUGGAGGUGAGGGACGCCAUGGGCAAAGCUCUCUACGCCCGCCUCUUCAGUUGGAUUGUGAACCGGAUCAACACGCUGCUGCGCCCUGACAGUCAACCAGGAGAGGAUGACAAAGGCCUGAACAUCGGGAUCCUGGAUAUCUUUGGCUUUGAGAACUUCAAGAAGAACUCCUUCGAACAGCUUUGCAUCAACAUCGCCAACGAGCAGAUCCAGUUUUACUUCAACCAGCACAUAUUUGCUUGGGAACAGGAUGAGUACCUGAAUGAAGAGGUCGACGCUCGGAUGAUUGAGUACGAGGACAACCGGCCUCUUCUGGACCUGUUCCUGCAGAAACCCAUGGGCCUGYUGUCACUGCUGGACGAGGAGAGUCGGUUCCCUCAGGCCACUGAUCAGACACUCGUAGAGAAAUUUGAAGAUAAUCUCAAGACAAAAACUUUCUGGAGGCCAAAGAGAGUAGACCUUGGCUUUGGGAUUCACCACUACGCUGGGAAGGUGAUUUACAACGCUGCAGGUUUUUUGGCCAAGAAUCGAGAGAUGCUGCCCGCAGAUAUCAUCCUGCUGCUGAGGUCAUCGGAGAACGAGCUCAUUCGCAAACUCGUCACUCACCCGCUCACCAAAACAGGCAACCUUGCCCACACCAAGGGUAAAGGCAUAAACACAAUGCAAACACCACGGACUCCCACUCGGAGUAUGACUUUGGCCAAGAUGGGAGUGCUAACCUUAUACAGUCCUUUUUCUCUUAGUGAGCCAGCAGAAUCUGGAGACACUCCUUACCAUCCCAGAGAAACGACCAACAUGAAAACUCAGACGGUGGCUUCUUAUUUCAGAUACUCACURAUGGACCUGCUAUCCAAAAUGGUGGCGGGGCAGCCUCACUUUGUGCGCUGCAUCAAGCCCAACAAUGAUCGCCAAGCCAACAAGUUCGAUCGAGAGAAGGUUCUGGUUCAGCUGCGCUACACUGGCGUCCUGGAAACGGCCAAGAUCAGACGGCAGGGUUACUCCCACCGCAUUCUCUUUGCUAAUUUUGUAAAGAGGUACUACAUAUUAGCGUUCAAUGCUCAUGAGGAUCCAACUUUGACUCCAGAAACAUGUGCUGCCAUACUGGAGAAGGCCAACCUGGAGAACUGGGCAAUGGGRAAAACUAAGGUGUUCCUAAAGUAUUACCACGUUGAAAAUCUGAAUCUGAUGGUGCAGCAGGCCACACAUCGAAUCAUCCUGCUUCAGGCGUGUGUCCGAGGCUGGCUGGGAGCCAGGAAGCCAGGAAAACACCACCGAAUGAAGGCACUGAAGGCAAAAAGCCAAACACAGAGGAGGAUUCGAGGAAGGCUGCUAAUAAACAAGAUGAUGAAGAGGAUGAAAGUACCUAUGAGGCUGAGGAGAGUURUGACAGCGAUCAUACUCAGAUACCAGAAGAUGAGGAGCACACAGAASUGGGAGAAGAAGCGUUGAUUCAAAAUGCAGGAAAAGAAGGUCAGAACAAACAGAUACCAGUCGAUGCAGUCGACUUAAAAGAGGAAACCAAGGCAGCCACGGUUAU